This is a messenger RNA of Cottoperca gobio, 8212 nucleotides long. RefSeq names its product NT-3 growth factor receptor-like. The coding region runs from base 437 to 2962 and encodes 841 amino acids. NCBI's taxonomy places the organism in Eukaryota, Metazoa, Chordata, Actinopteri, Perciformes, Bovichtidae. The transcript is spliced from 19 exons. Gene Ontology annotation, cellular component: axon; signaling receptor complex; plasma membrane. The record is from RefSeq and is a predicted model, not a curated record. Gene Ontology annotation, molecular function: neurotrophin receptor activity; neurotrophin binding; transmembrane receptor protein tyrosine kinase activity. Gene Ontology annotation, biological process: protein phosphorylation; multicellular organism development; positive regulation of neuron projection development.
GAGAGAGAGAGAGAUGGUGGGAUGACAUAAAACGAUGCAGAGAGAGGAGGAGAAAAUAAAAAGGACCAGACUGCAAGCGCAGAUCCCUUUAUGUCAUGGACCUGGAAUAUUUUCGGGAUUUCUUCUAUCUUCUUUUCCUUCCCAGCUGUGUUUUUUUUUAAACGCGCAGGAGAGACGUGACUGGCAUCAUCAAAAUCUCUGACAUACACACACACACACACACACACACGGAUACACACGGACAUGAAAGGAGAUAUGAUUUUUGUGUUAUUUAACAUUUGGACUCCAUUGAGAGAAAUAAGGUGAGAACACCGGUUACGCAUUCGCACACCCACGUACGCGCGGAGCGGACUAUGAUCAGGAGGAUUUGAGUCAUUUGCCUUUGCUGCUGCGCUGCAAAGUUGCAAAAAAAUCUGGGCAGUUGAAUCGUGGCAGCAUGGAUGGAUUUGGUGCGUUAUUUGGCGCAUUCGGCGCCCGUCGCCCUCCCAGGAUAUGGUGCUGCUGGAAGGUGUUUUUUCUUCUCAGCGUCUUCUUUCGCAACUACCUGAGUUCCUUGCUGGACUGUCCGCCCACUUGCACCUGCUCGCCCACAGAGAUCUACUGCAAUAAGUCAGACAACAGCAAAUUCUUCCCGCUGCUGUCCUUUCAGGGCACCGGCAGCGCCGGGAACAGUACUGGGAGCAUCGAGGACCUUUUCCAGAACAUCACCUCCAUACACAUUGAGAACUGGACUGGUCUGCAGACCUUGAGGGAUGUGGACAUGGAGCUCUACACCGGCUUACAGAGGCUAACUAUAACAAGGAGCAACCUGCAUGUGAUCCAGGCUCGUGUUUUCUCCAAGAACCCCCACCUGCGUUACAUAAACCUGUCCAAGAACCUCAUGUUGACCACAUUGUCCUGGCAGAUCUUUGAACAUCUGCAGCUCUUCGAACUUCAUUUAGAGGAGGUGGUGUUUGCCUGCGGCUGUGAGAUUCGCUGGCUGCAGCUAUGGCAACAGAGAGGCGAGGCGGGGCUAAGCAGCCAACAGUUAGACUGUGAUGACGGCUUCAGGAGGAUACUGCUGCAGGAUAUGAACAUUAGCAGUUGUGACCUGCCAGAUAUCAGCGUCAGCCACAGCAACCUCACUGUUAACGAAGGUGAUCGAGUAACAGCGAUCUGUAACGGCUCUGGAUCCCCGUUACCUGAGGUGGACUGGCCUGUCAACGGCUUGCACUCCAUCAAUGCACAGGAGGCCAGAGUCUACGACAACAACACCAUUCAUUCCAUUAACAUAACUUUGGUCAAUGUGAGCAGAGACGACAACAACUUCCUGCUAACCUGCACCGCCACCAACAUAGUGGGCAUGACCAACGCUUCUGUCCAGCUAACUGUUCACUUUCCUCCUUCCAUUGUGAAGCUGAAGGAGCCAGAACGCCGCCAUGACACGUGCAUCGAGUUCACUGUUCGAGGUUCGCCCCACCCGACCCUACGAUGGUUCUACAAAAAUCAGGAAAUAUCCCACACUGAGUAUGUGCGUCCUGAUAUGGAUAUUUAUCAGGAUUACAUUGAGGGCUGCCUAACCUUUAAAAACCCAACGCACCACAACAACGGAAACUACACUUUGGUGGCCAGUAACGACUUGGGUGAGGCUAUCAGUACUGUGUACGGGCACUUCCUGGACAAGCCCUUUGAGGGUAAGUUGGAUCCCUACACAGAUUAUGAUUAUGCAACCCCGACUGCAGAGACUCACAAACCUGAGGAAGACACUUUUGGGGUAUCCAUAGCAGUGGGCUUGGCAGGGUUUGCUUGUGUGAUGCUGGUUGUUCUCUUCCUUUUCAUCAACAAAUAUGGACGACGCUCCAAGUUUGGCAUGAAAGGACCAGUAGCAGUGAUAAGCGGUGAGGAAGACUCUGCCAGCCCCCUUCAUCAUGUGAACCAUGGGAUUAUCAGUCCCUGUACGCUGGAUGGCGGGCCAGACGCUGUGGUGAUUGGAAUGACCAGGAUUCCCGUCAUAGAGAACCCACAGUACUUCAGACAUGGACACAACUGUAAUAAACCCGCCACGUAUGUUCAGCAUAUUAAACGGAGGGACAUUAUUUUGAAGAGGGAGCUCGGAGAGGGAGCCUUCGGCAAGGUCUUCCUGGCUGAGUGUUACAACCUGAGCCCCACCAAGGACAAGAUGCUGGUCGCUGUAAAGACUCUGAAGGACCCCACUCUUGCUGCCAGGAAGGAUUUCCAGCGUGAGGCUGAGUUGCUGACCAACCUCCAGCACGAGCACAUAGUGAAGUUCUACGGAGUGUGUGUGGACGGAGACCCUCUCAUCAUGGUCUUUGAGUACAUGAAGCACGGAGAUCUCAAUAAGUUUCUCAGAGCCCACGGGCCAGACGCCUUGAUCCUGGUGGAUGGACAGCCUCUGCAGACCAACGGGGAGCUGGGUCUGUCCCAGAUGCUUCACAUAGCCAGUCAGAUUGCAGCUGGAAUGAUCUACUUGGCGUCUCAACACUUUGUGCAUCGUGAUCUGGCAACCAGGAACUGCCUGGUGGGAAAUGGCCUUCUGGUGAAAAUAGGAGACUUUGGCAUGUCCAGAGACAUUUACAGCACAGAUUAUUACAGGAGAGGAUGUCACUGUGAGGAAAAGGUGGGAGGUCACACCAUGCUGCCUAUCCGCUGGAUGCCUCCAGAGAGCAUUAUGUACAGAAAGUUCACCACAGAGAGUGACGUGUGGAGCUUCGGAGUCAUCCUGUGGGAGAUCUUCACUUACGGCAAACAGCCGUGGUUCCAGCUCGCCAAUAAUGAGGUGAUAGAGUGCAUUACUCAGGGCAGGGUACUGGAGCGCGCCAGGCUCUGUCCCAAGGAAGUCUACGAUAUGAUGCUGGGUUGCUGGCAGAGGGAGCCACAACAGCGCCUCAACAUUAAAGACAUUCAGAAAAUGCUGUUUACUAUGAUGAAAGCCACACCGGUCUAUCUGGACAUACUGGGAUAGGAAUUGAUACGAGGGGAAAGAAACUGGAUGUAUUUAAGUUUGGACUAGAUCUUCACUGGAAUAGAAAUAAGUACACUGCAUCGGAAAGAAAUGAAUUGCCUUGGAGCGGAAGCCUGGCCUGGACUCACAGCAGUCUGUAAUGGAAACAUGAGAUUUGGGAUUAGGAAUGGACUGUACCUUGCACCCAACUGUCUGGCAUAUAAGGAUUGGAAUGGACAAACUAAAGUGGAAUAGUUAACUAGAUUGAAAUGAACUGGAUUACAUUGCAUUGCAUCAAAUAAUAAUCAAAGGAAAUGUCUUGUACCUUACCUAAAUGGUUGGGUCUGGGCUUGUUAGGUCCAGUCUUGCUCCUUUUCAAAUGAACUCAUAGCUAAAAGACUUGACUAUGAAGAUUGGAUUGCAUCAAACUGGACUGAACUCGAUUAACCUGAUUGUACUGGUCUAGUACGGUUUGGUUAUCCUAAUCAUUUAGGUACCAUCAUUUCCUAGCGUAUGCUAUCAGUGCAGCUUUGGUUCUAUCUUGAUGAAGCCUGACCUGGCCUGGUAGAAUAUGGCUCAGUUUGGCUAUAUUUCAAAUAACCUGUCCUAGAUUAUAUUGACCUCACCCUAAUGGGUUUUUAUCUUUGUCCCUUGGUAUGUGAGGCAUGGGUUGGUUUGACUCAAUUUAGUUUGGUUUCACAAACCCUAAGUUAGAGCAAUCAUAAUUGCUAAGCCUUAUUUGGCUUGUACUUUUGCCCGGUACUCACACAGUAAAUCAUCCUCGACUUCCACUGUGUAAUAUAGAAGUUCAGAAGGAGAACCUGCAUACAUACAAAUGUGGAUGCUUAUGUGUUCCAGGAUAUCUUAGACAGGUUUGACUAUUUGCCUAUAAUUGUACAUGCCUUGGGCUUGGCCAGAUUGCACUCAACGCCCCUCAUGUAGAACUUGAAAGUGUGUAUGGUAAACAUUCUGGAGAAUCUUCAUGACACUCCACUGUUUUAAUGUGUUAACAGGUCUGUUCAGUAAAUCUGUUAGGGUUACAAUUAUAUGUAAUGACGUACUUAGUGCGAGACAGUUGUCUGCUUCUGACGAACAUUUUUCAGAUUUCAUUUUUCAACACUGUUCAUUGAAACAUUGAGGAAAUAGGUCAACAAGAAAGGACACUGCGCAUAAAUCCAACAUGUCACAGCAGCUACUGUGUUCUUAAGUGGUAGUCCAAUGUCAACACGCUUCAAUCUUUCAUCUCCAAAGCCUUCAAAGAUAGUCCUUCUAGUCCUGGACACUUGUUACCCCACUGAGCGGUUCACUUCUGCAAGAGCCCAACCAGACCUUCCAAUCCUGAGCCUGGAAGUGUGGCCUGAGUGACUGUCUGUCGCCAUAGAGAUGGACCUAAGUGCCUCCUACUUCUUUCUAAAUACUGGGAACUAAAAAAAAAAGUAGUCUUUCAAAAUAAGAGCACUUUUACAUUUUGUUUACCUGCUUAAAAAAAUGUACACUUGCUGUAAACCUUUCUUGUUUUUCUUACAAACUUUCAGCACUCUAUGUAUUGAAAAAAAACAAAACUCAAAAACAGAAUAAGAUUUAUGAAAAUUAUGAAGAAAAAGAUUUACCCCUGGAGGACAAAGCAAAAAUGAAUUUAAAAAAAGCUUUUUUGUACCCUUUGCAGCUUGACAAGAAUGUUGAACAACCCAAGGUGAAGUUACAUGUUCUGUUUUUUAAAAAGAAUACAUACUCUAUAUAUUUUUUAUUUAUUUUUAUUUUAAAUCAAAGAGUGGACCUCUGCCAUGCUCCAAAGCCAUUGGAAUAUUCUGCCACUGGGUAGGAAAGAACUGAUCACCACUAAAAGACAAACACUUGGCUGGAAUUAAGCUUUCAAGAAUUACUUAAAAUAAGUAUUUUUGUGCAGUGUAACAUCCCUGGAUCCACUCUGACGUCAUCGAGCUACAACAGCUGUAUGGCAACAGAAAGCCUGAACUUAAAGGAUAACGAAGGAGGUACCGGUCAAUGAACAAAAUCUUUUUUUAAAUAAUGUAUAUACUGUAAAUCUCUAUGUCUUGAGACAUGUUAACUUAUUUCCUUUCCUCGAGUUUGAUUAUUUUUAGCUUCUUGAUGUGUUGUUACAUGGUUCAGUGAAAGCCAAUAGAUAUUUUGAUAAUCUUUCUUUCUAGUUGUAGUUUCUGUUAUUAUUUACUUCAUCUAGUCAUACAAUGUCUUUUCAACAUUUAACAAGAUUUUAACUAAAGUUACAUUUUAAUCAUUUCAUCGUUUUUUUAGUUGUUCAUUUGAUUGUAAUGUAUAAGUCAGGACAGUAGAGGAAAGAUGUAAAGUUAAUUGGCCAUUGUUUUAUUAACCUACUCAGAGUGCAAGUAUUGUUCUAGGGUCAGGGAUUUUCUUUACCAGUUCCUAACCCUAACCCUAACCAGUCAAAUACAUCAUUAACAAUGGGAUUUACUUUUGUUUGCCAUUCACCAUUCUGAGUCAGAUAAAAAAGAUUGGUGUCCACCAAUGGUGUGUUAAGCCUAUUUCGGAUCAAGAGUGGAAUUAGGGGAAAACUGCUAGCAUAGCUUCCACAAAAGACACAAAUAAAUUGAUCUUCAAACUUUUCUGAAUCCAUCUACAAGCUAGCAACAUUUCCCACAAUUUUGAACUGUUUUAAUUAUCAAUUUUAUAAAACAUAAAACAUAAACAUAUUUUAUUUUGACCAUUUUGGGACCCUUUCUUUCUUUCUUUCUUUCUUUCUUUCUUUCUACCUUGUUAUUUGUUUUACACUGUACAUUGUUCAUUUUUAACCAUUUUGUUUUGCAACACUGGUUUGCGAUUAAUUAUGAUCAGAAAAACACUUUUACUCUGAGAGGCUUAAUAAAAACGUGUUUGCAGCUCUGCGAGAUACUUCUGAUAUAUUGUAUAUAGUUAGCCUGACUCACUCAACUGAACGUCCAGUUAUCUGUCUCCAUCAUAACUUACUCAUUAGAUUUUCCCAUACAGGUGACUGAGAAACAUUUCCGGACAAGGCCAUUGGUCCAAUUUCACCAGGAAUGACAAAUCAGGGUAUGUGGUUGUUAGCUAAACAUGAUCUAUAGGUUUGAUAUUCUGACAAAAGCAAAACAUUUUGGGUCAGUGAGCAAAGACUGAGUUUAGCAUUGGGUCACUGAGCCCAUAACAAUCAGUAAAAAUUGUAUCUGUCUUUACUCAAUGACUCAAAAGGCAGCGCUCUGUCCAUUAGCUUGACACACAAAACCCAUACUAAACUGUAGAUCAGUCAACUUAAAAGUAAAAUGCAGCAUUAUUGUCCUAAAGUAUAGCCAUAACUGUAUUAAUGUGCCAUCUGUGUAAAGGUAAAUAACGGGUCACAAGGCCACAGGGGGAAAACACUAAGAAAGGUUUAAUGGUCUGAUAGCUGUCAGAUAUCUAGUAUGCCACUGUCAUACUAAUUAGUGUACUGUUGUUUAACUGUCAUGUAUUUAAAGUUGUUGUCUAAGAACUAGUUUCUCAAAAGCACCUAUGUGCUAAAAUAAUUUAACUUUAGAUUUUGACCUGGCAUUAAAGUUGUAAUUGAGGGUGCCCCGGAAGCUCACCUGGUAGACUGGGCGGCCCAUGUACUGAGGCUGAGUUCUUACUGCAGCUGUUUCAGUUUGAGUCCGACUUGCGGUCUUUUGCUGCAUGUCAUCCCCUCUUUCUCCCCCUCCCUACAGUUGUCUUUACGGCUGUCCUAUCAAUUAAAGGCAAAAGGCCCCGAAAAAAAUAAUCCUUAAAGUUGUAAAAGAGAUAAAAAUGUAUCAAAAUUGAACAGAUGCAAACACCCGUGCUGCCUGGGGAGAUAGUAUGCGUACAUCAGAUUCCAAUGCUUUUGUGUGCGGCCUUGGGUUGUUAUUAUAAAAUUACAUAUUCAUGUAAAAAAUAACAACCCCAAUGUCAGGAUAAAAUAGGGCCAAAGUUAUCUUACAGCUUGUGUCAAACCUCGAUGAACUUUUCCAGCCUAUCUUUCUUAGCCCUUUCAAGAACUACUGUAUGAUACCAUUACUAGUAUAAUUGUAAGUGGUUGUUUUCUGCUUAAACUGUAACCAUGUUAAAUGGCUAUAUUCCACAAGUAUGAAUAUAUUUAUGAAGAUGGAAUUUUAGCAGGCACAGGAAACUUGUGUAAGCUACUGCAGCUCUUCGGUCCUAUGUGCAACAACUCACAGCUUAUUGUCUUUCACAUUGCUGAAAAAGUCUGUUGGAACAGAUUAGAAUGUAAAAAGACAAAUGUGGUGGAUCAGUGGCAUAUUUGGUACAUUACAUCUUUCACGCACUGUGAUUUUCUUUUCUGAAUGUCCUCCAGGAAGUCAGGUUUUACCAAUUAGGUCUACUUGGUGCUCGGUAGGAGCCGUCAUUUGUAGCAUCGUAUGGCGCUACAUUCUAGCCCCAACAUUCAAACCAUAAUCAUUAUAUUUCCCCAACCUUAACCACAUAAGCAUUGCCAUGUGAAAGCAUAAUCAUUUCAAAAACCUUGGCACUGAAAGUUACAAAGUGUUGGAAUUGAAAGGUAUCCAGGUUCGAUCAAUAGCAACAUUCAGACUUUAAAUGAGGCAGUCAGGCCAGGAACAACCAGCAUGAGUCAUGCUGUCCAGUUUUUCUGAUUUCUCCUGUUUACAGAAGUUGAGAUAUGUUCGGCCGCUCAGGACACUUUUUUAAACCACUAUAGGCAUGCUGUGUCAGUAUAUGUAAGCUUCCUGGAGGACAAAAUCUGUGUGCAAAACCCUUCAAACUCUCAAAUAGUCGAGACAGACUCAUCACGCUGCUAAAUGUAUCCUGUACAAUCACAGCUUUAAGCUUGCAUUGAGAGUCUUAGUUGUAUACUUCACUUAUUCUAAUGGCUUUAGGGUGAGGAUAAAUAGUUUAUUUUUCCAUCUGUUGGCUCAUUACAUCACAUUUACACUAUUAUGUUUUUCCAGGAGCAAUGUUCUUUCUCUCUUUUCCAUGCUAUUUAUUCAAUCUGACUUGCUCAAGUUGUCCUUCUUCCCCCUCUUUCUCUCAAGCAUCAUGUUUCCCAUAAAAAGUAUUUAAGCUGAAUAUGUUAAAGCCAUCAUUACUCAAUAAUAAGUCAGUGUCUUUCUCUGCUGCUCUCUCUCUGGGUAACGUGUUGUAUAUCUGUCUCCAUAUUAUCAUUUAUAACUAUGUAUUAGAAUAAUUUGACAACUUGUACAAUGUCUUUUUAAAAAGCUGAGAUGUAGUGAACUUUUAAGGUGGCUCUGUGUAUGAUUCCGACUCAUUAAAAGUUACUUCAUCUUAGAA